Messenger RNA from Mirounga angustirostris (Northern elephant seal), 1914 nucleotides. RefSeq names its product syndecan binding protein 2 (gene SDCBP2). The transcript is spliced from 8 exons. Gene Ontology annotation, cellular component: cytoplasm; plasma membrane. The coding region runs from base 385 to 1251 and encodes 288 amino acids. The record is from RefSeq and is a predicted model, not a curated record. Gene Ontology annotation, molecular function: protein binding. Lineage: Eukaryota; Metazoa; Chordata; Mammalia; Carnivora; Phocidae.
GCCGGGUUCCGAGCGAAGGGUGUGUCGGAGUGGGAGUAGCUGGCGAUUUUUGAGCGGUGCGACAGAAAGGGAAACUGAGUCCUGGGGGUGAAGAACAGGCUCUACGGCCCGUGGGGCUUUCCCCGGCCCCCGCAUUCGUGGACUUUGUGCCUGGUUGCGCAAAGCGAGAAAACUGAGGCUGUGGGAGGAGGCGGGUUCGUCGCGAACGGUGGUUCCGGGUGGUGAACCAGCAUGAUGCCCUGUCGUUAUUAUACAGGCGGAACACGGGCCAUGAAAGUAAUUUAUAGUAGAAGAAUAUGCCCUUCACUUUGCAAAAGCUGAAACAGGAUUACACCCAGAUCGUGUUUGUACCUAACUCAAACUGAGGUGUUCCAAGGAGCAGCCAUGUCCACCCUGUACCCAUCUCUGGAGGACCUGAAGUUGGACCAAGCCAUUCAGGCCCAGGCCAGAGCUGCACCCAGAAUGCCUGCCCUGCCAGUCUCCCAGUCUUCAGUUUUGUACCCAAGCCUGGCAGAAUUGGAAAAUUAUAUGGGUCUUUCCCUCUCCAGCCAAGAAGUCCAGCAGAGCCUGCUUCAGAUUCCAGAAGGUGCUAGUACGGUGGGCUCUGGCUCCUCGCUGGGCCAGCUGGUGGCACCACUGUCUGGGAACAGCCUUGGCACACGGCGUGCGGAGAUCAAGCCCGGGGUGCGUGAGAUCCACCUGUGCAAGGAUGAGCAUGGCAAGACUGGGCUGCGGCUAAAGGCCAUUGACCAGGGGCUCUUCGUGCAGCUGGUGAAGGCCAACAGCCCUGCGUCUCUCGUGGGGCUGCACUUCGGGGAUCAGAUCCUGCAGAUCGACGGGCGUGACUGUGCCGGGUGGAGCACGGACAGAGCCCACCGGGUGCUGAAGAGGGCAUCGGCCGAGAAGAUCGUCAUGGUCGCUCGGGACAGGCCCUUCCAGCGGACCAUCACCAUGCACAAGGACAGCAUGGGCCACAUCGGCUUUGUCAUCAAGAAGGGGAAGGUCAUCUCUGUGGUCCAAGGGAGUGCUGCGGCCCACAACGGGCUCCUCACCAACCACACCGUGUGCGAGGUGAACGGGCAGAACGUCAUCGGGCUGAAGAGAGCAGUCGUGCUACAAUGUGCUGCAGAGUCUCUCUUCCUCCCCGAAGGCUCGGGGCAUCGUGAUGAACUUGUCCGUUAUCCUGGCAAACCGUGGUGCUUCGAGCCUCUGAGGACAGGGGCUCUCCCUUUCCUGAAUGGCCCCACAUAGCUGUGCUUUGUGAGAUGCGUUGUCUCCUGAAAGCGGAUCCAUUUCCACCCUGUGGCUGUCACUAGGCCCAUCCAGCUUGUCUUUGCCGCUUGUCCCACAAUAACUGAGUGCAUAAGCAGGUUAGAUAUAUGCGGACAGUCCCUAGUCUCUGAGUAAGGGCUGGAAGCUCUUGUGUGGCCAUGCCUCAGAGUUUGGUCUAUUUGGCCCAGUUUGCGUAAAGCCUUGUCCUUUCUUGUUCUCCCCCUGGUCUGAAUGGCGUUCGCAGACCUUCCUCUCUUUACUGGGCAGCAAGGUGUAAGAUGAAGAGGGCCCAUGAGGGCUCUGCUGGGCUGGCGGCCAACAGGAGCCCAGUGGGUGCGUGGCUGCACCUGAUGGCCCCCACUGCAUGGUAAUUUUCCCUGUGCUUUGGGGCUAGAGCCUGAGGGUGACUGACUCCCACAGACAGGCCUUCAGGGGGAGGGCGGGGAGGGGCGUGCCCGCUUUUCCUGCAGAGAUUCUCAGGUCAGGGGACUUAUGCUCUUGCUCAAGCACGGCUGCUCCUGGGUUUCUGCCUGAGACCCCCCACCUGAUGGCAGCAGGGUCCUCUAGUGGGGGGCCGUGCUGACUGCCCCCCCCCGCAGAGGUGCCUCGGAGUCGCCCCUGGCCCCAGGGUGACCGCUCACU